Molecule: messenger RNA, 3812 nt
Organism: Mollisia scopiformis
Lineage: Eukaryota; Fungi; Ascomycota; Leotiomycetes; Helotiales; Mollisiaceae
Exons: 6
Coding region: 70-3474 (1134 amino acids)
Molecular function (GO): protein binding
Source: RefSeq, a predicted model, not a curated record
CAUAUCAACCCAUCUUUUCUCAUCAUCUUUCUCGUCGUCUUUCUCAUCGUCUUUCUCAUCAUCGCAAUAAUGAAUUCAUCUUACGACACGUUGAUAGAGGAGGCAGAUGGGGGGUUACCAUCUGGUGGCCAACCGACGUCGCAGCUAUCCCCAUCAUUCCAGCCUCUCUACUCGGCUCAGGCUCCUGUCCUAAAGAACUUCAAUAACAACAAUCCACACAAUCAGUUUACUCAUCCCGUAAUCGGAAUUCCUAUUUGCGCAUACCCCGAAAAUAUCACGUCCUUGCAAAUGGAAGGAUCAGAUACGAUGAUGCCAGUGUCGGGCCUGCACCAGUCGAUGCAGGCAAUGUUUGGGCCUCUAGUCGAGUCACAGCCUUCUCUUUCUUUAGAUCAAACUCGCUUGAUUGAUGUCAAUGACCAAGACUUGACUUGCGAUCAAAAUUCCGGCAGUGAUCUGAACUUUCAGAUGGGAUUGUCUAAUCCUUUAAUGCAGAUUGUGGAGCUUCCACAGCCACCGCAAGCAUGGUCCGGGCCUUCAGCCCAUCUUUUUGGGCAAUUAAAUACAUCGCACCUGGAUCAAUCAACAUUCGGCCUUUUGACCUUACCUCAGAAUGCCUUAGGUCUUGGUGCAACACCGUCUUCUCUUGUGACUCCGCACCAACUAGAGGCAGAAAGCCAUGCACAACAGUCUUUCGGAGCAGCUCAGCCUGCACCACGCAAGCGGGCGCCAAAAGCUUCAACUAUGUCUGCAGAAAAGUGGGAGCCGGCCGAGUCCCGGAUUCGACAGCUCUUUCUGGACGAGGAACGCAGUUACAAGGAAGUCAUGGACAUCGUCAACCAAGAGUUUGGGUUCACUGCUACAGAGCGCCAAUAUAAAGCAAAAGUUCUGCAAAUGAAGCUCAAGAGAAAUGUGGAGGCGAGUAAACGAAGAGUGAUCGUGCGACAUAUUCAGCAUCGAAAGCAAAGCUCAGGAAAAGUAACAAAGCUCGUCAGAGUUCAGGGCCAUAGGAAAUCAGAAGCCAUUAUUCAAAAAUGGAUGAAGGAGUACCCCGAAUUGAAUAGGCCCAUUCAUUGUAUUCCCCCUUCGCCCCUCCCAAGUCAGAUAAGCCUCCGCACAGGGUCUCAUGUGGCAUCGCCCAACCUUUCAAUUUGCAGUUUUUCCAACCGAAAUAUUCGUUCAGCCGAGUCCCCAUGGUUACACGCCGCCGUGGGAACCCCAGUCGAGCGACUCCUGAGCUGCGCCCAAGGAUCCAACACCAUGCUUAAGUCAGAGCAAUGCGGUGCGAUACUCAACGAUUUCCAGCAUAUUUUGAGUUCUGGUAGCGACAUAUCCCAAUGUCCGGAACAUGAUAGUUGGAGUUCGGUUGUCGAGGAAGAUCUUAUUAACAUUCGGAAUCGGAUGAACAUGACUAAUGAGAUUCGAUUGGAAAAUGGAUACAAAGAUUCAAGCCAACUUGAGCCUCGUUCGCAUCGCAAUCUCCUCAGCGGCUCAUCCAAGAUCAUCCGUGGGUUCGGGAGCAGGAGAACGCCUUACGGGAGAGUAACCGCAGUUUUCUGGCAAAACAAGUCUUCUUUACAGGACGAUUCUGUUAAAGAGAACCAAUCAACACAAAGUUCAAUCGCCGCACAAAUUGCAAUACACCCAAAUGGCGAGACUUCUUCCCCGUUUCGAAUUGUUCUUGACUUGGAUACACGUCUCAAUCCAUUAGCAAGAAUCACUUACCAGGCAAUGAUCCCAAACAAUUCCGAGAUUUUCACCAUCAUAGAGCAUGGCGAACUGAAAGAUCUAACAAGAGCUCUGGAAAGUAGGAUGGCUAGCCUGAGCGACCGGGAUGAGAAUGGCAGGUCACUUCUUAAUUACGCCAUCACCUUUUCUCGAGUCAAUAUGCUCAAGUUCUUGCUCGAAACCGGUUUUGACCCUGAUGCGAUUGAACCUAAUUAUUGUGGCGACUUACUACCUCUAUCUCUGGUCAAAGCAAGGGUCACGGCCGAGACCUCAGACGAGUUCGAGCUCGAUGCCAGAUCCGAAUGUUUUAGACUCAUGCUUCAAGCUGACGCAGACAUUCAUGCAACAUGUAAUGAAGAUAUUAGCAUCUUUGAAUAUAUGCUUUGGGGGGAAACUUCAGUGAGCUCUAAUGACUAUCCAAGGGCCUUUUCGGUUCCCACUAACGUUCAAACGACUACUUUGAAAUACGCCAUUCGCCUUGGUGGACCCCUCGUCCAUCCUCGCAUGCUCAUCUCAGAUUCAGAUACUAGACAUGGUGGGGCAAAGUGUUCGCCCUUAAUGAUACUUGCGUCAGAAAGUGGCUAUAGAGCUACUGAUAUACUUCAUAUCUUGGAGAAAGCAAUCAUUCUUCUGAAAUGGGGAGUGGAGAUCUCGUGCCGAGACCUCAACGGUAAUACCGUUUUACACAGAGUUCUAUGUUGUCAUCGCCGGUACACAAUAUGUCAUGGUCUAAGACCCUUCCUUGAACCAGGAGAGCUCUUGAAAAUAUUUAUCGCGGCGGGAGCUGAUAUAUACGCACUGAAUAACGCAGGAAGGUCUGCGUCUAGGACUGCGAGGAACUUUGGUCGAGAGAAGGAGUGGUCGGAAGCACUCCAGUUUUGCGGUUUCGACCCGGAAGAGGUCAUGGCUCAAACCAUGCCGAAGUACAAACCAUACAUGGGGCCGCGUCAUACCCCAACACUUACUUUCGGCGAGUACUGCAGAACUUGGGACGAAGAGAAAUGGGCUGAGAAGAUGAGUUGGGAUCAUGAGGCCGACAGUGGGAAGAACGAGGAUGGGGCUUACGAGCCGGGGCUGAAAGAAUACUAUUGGGAGAAAGGGCAGCGGUGGGGAAGGAGAGAGCGGAAGCAGCGUAAAAUGAUCAUGAAGAGGGAGGCCAAGGCACGGAGCAAAGCCGAAGCGGGCAGCUCCCAUGCUAUCGGAGGUGACUGCUGUUGCAAUGAACACGAUUUCCCCAAAGCUCCCGACAAUAUGGAGGACGAGGACGAGAGCGAAAAUGAAGACUCAACUGACGACUUCACCGAAUAUUCAAGCGACUAUCCACUCGAAACUUGGGGUUACAGCUCGGGUGACGAUUCGGGCGAUGACCUUGCAGGUGGUCAUUAUUACGAGCAGGAAUGCCCUUCUGAGGCUAGAGACGACACGGACCACUCGAUUGCCAUGGAUUCAGCAGAGCACAUAACCUCAGCGAGCACUGCCUCUAAAGUAACGGACUACGGCAGCAUCAACAAUGAUACUCAAUGGCAACCAAUGGAUCCCCCGCUCUAUGCAGAUGAAGCACAGAGCAGAGCUGGUUCCUGGAGAUAUACCACCAUGGAAGGAAGAAGGAAUGAAGACGAGGCCAGUAUGAAUGGGGUAAACUUCUUUCAAAAAGUGGAGGCUCCUUUCGAUGGCGCUUUUCAGACCGAGUUUGAUGCUUUCAUGACAGUUGAUCAGAGCACCUUUCAAUAUGAAAGUUCACAAUACUGAAUGACAUUGUUGUUCGACAUGAUGUAGAAUAUAAAUAAGAAGUGGCUGAGCAAAAAUAUAAUUUCCAGUGGCAAGUAGGGAGACACGCCACUUGAUUGAAGCUAUCAAUGGUCAGGGCCGGGGGUUGUGUGUAUACAGUGUUCUGGCUCAGCAGGGACAUGGCGUAGACAUAGGCCUGGGAUCGAUUCACUCCACACUCGAGUGGGAUGCAGAACCAGUAUAGUUUCUGCAGAACAGGGUGGGAGCAAUACAUUAUGCUCAAACUGUGUUUAAACAGGUAAAUGUGCAUUGAGGUCUGUUUUAUUAUUAGGAAAAAGAUUAAGAUACCACGAUUUCAG